This is a messenger RNA of Bactrocera neohumeralis, 1916 nucleotides long. RefSeq names its product histone acetyltransferase Tip60 (gene Tip60). Lineage: Eukaryota; Metazoa; Arthropoda; Insecta; Diptera; Tephritidae. The record is from RefSeq and is a predicted model, not a curated record. The coding region runs from base 94 to 1596 and encodes 500 amino acids. Gene Ontology annotation, molecular function: histone acetyltransferase activity. Gene Ontology annotation, biological process: regulation of DNA-templated transcription. The transcript has 6 exons.
CUAAAAAAUAAGAAGCAUUGUGAAAACUUAAAUAUAAUUGUAAACAAAUUGUUUUUCAAUUCGUACAAAUAAUUCGAUUCUGCGUUGUUAAGAAUGAAAAUAACACAAAAAAUUGAGUUCGAUGAAGAUGUAUCAUCGAUUUGUGAGUCCACGGCCGCACUUACCGAAGGAUGCCGAUUACCCGUGCGUAUGCACAAGACUGAAGAUUGGCCACUCGCGGAAGUUGUGAGCAUUAAAGACCAUGAUGGCAAACGACAGUUCUACGUGCACUACGUCGAUUUUAAUAAACGUCUUGAUGAAUGGGUUACAGAGGAGGACGUUGAUACACGCAAAGUGCAAUUUCCAAGGCGUGACGGUACGCAGACCGGUGCCAGCACUGGCGUAACUACACCAAAAAAACAUCAUUCGUCGGUGCCAGGUAGCGUUUCAAGACCUACUUCGCCACAACCUGCAGUAAGCAAUGAAAUGGUUAAUGGUAAUGCUGUGCUGGCGGCUGCACUACAGAAAAAAAUUAACCGUAAAAGAAAGUUCAAUGCUGUGCCUGCCCCACCGGCAGUAGUAGUACCUGAGACCCCCCCGCCCGUUAUAGUACCCGCACCAGUAAUACCAGCUGUAGUAGUACCCACAACUCCGGCACCAGUAACUGUGGUUGAAGAAGCUUCACAAGAUGGUAAAACCGCAACACCACGCCAGUCUGGUAGCAUGGUCAUACAUCAGGAUGAUGUAGUGACGCGUAUGAAAAAUGUUGAAAUGAUAGAAUUGGGUAAACAUCGUAUUAAACCCUGGUAUUUCUCACCGUACCCGCAGGAAUUAUGUCAAAUGCCUUGUAUCUACAUCUGUGAGUUCUGCCUGAAAUAUCGUAAAAGUCGUAAAUGUUUGGAGCGGCAUUUAGUCAAAUGUAAUCUACGACAUCCACCCGGUAAUGAAAUAUAUCGCAAACACACAAUUUCCUUUUUCGAAAUUGAUGGUCGUAAAAACAAAGUGUAUGCGCAGAAUUUAUGUCUGCUGGCCAAACUGUUUCUAGAUCAUAAAACACUUUAUUAUGACACGGAUCCAUUCCUUUUCUAUGUUAUGACAGAAUUCGAUUCACGUGGUUUUCAUAUAGUUGGCUAUUUCUCAAAAGAAAAAGAGAGUACUGAAGACUACAACGUAGCUUGUAUACUGACUAUGCCUCCAUAUCAACGCAAAGGCUAUGGCAAGCUGUUAAUUGAAUUUAGCUACGAACUGUCGAAGUUUGAGGGAAAAACUGGUUCGCCGGAAAAACCUUUAUCAGAUUUAGGUCUACUGUCGUAUCGUUCAUAUUGGGCACAAACGAUUUUGGAGAUAUUUAUUAGCCAAAAGCCAAACAGUGAUGGCGAAAAACCCACCAUUACCAUCAACGAUAUCUGUGAAUGCACUUCCAUCAAAAAAGAGGAUGUUAUAUCUACAUUACAAAAUUUAAAUCUAAUCAACUAUUACAAGGGACAGUAUAUCGUUUGUAUAAGUCGCGACAUCAUUGAUCAACAUAAGAAAGCCAUGGAUAAACGCAAAAUACGCAUUGACUCGAAAUGCCUACAUUGGACGCCUAAAGAUUGGUCUAAGCGCUCCAAGUGGUAAAUCUUAAGCAUAUUAAAUUUCAAGUUGCAAUUUCUUUAGUUAGUACAAACAUUACGAUACAUAUAUACACAAAUAAUUUUAAACAAAAAUACUGAAUUCAACCAUAUGCGCUUUAGUUACCCUAAUACCAAAUUAUAUGAUGAUUUUCCCCGCCUUUAUUUAUUCUCUUUUCCGCUCCACCGAUAAAAAUGAUAGAAACUAUGAUUGAAAUGCGCACGUUCAAUAUGUCAUCCUUCCACCAAUCAAACAUACCAUGCUAAUCAGCACGCUACUAAUAAAGUGCAGCCAUCGAAUUACUAUUCGGUGGCUAAAUAAUGCAA